Molecule: messenger RNA, 1975 nt
Organism: Rhineura floridana
Lineage: Eukaryota; Metazoa; Chordata; Lepidosauria; Squamata; Rhineuridae
Gene: TADA2A
Product: transcriptional adaptor 2A
Exons: 16
Coding region: 354-1694 (446 amino acids)
Biological process (GO): regulation of transcription by RNA polymerase II; chromatin remodeling
Cellular component (GO): SAGA-type complex; nucleus
Molecular function (GO): chromatin binding; transcription coactivator activity; protein binding
Source: RefSeq, a predicted model, not a curated record
ACCCGCCAGCAGAGGCAGGCCAGGCGCGCCGCCGCAAGGUAGACAGGGAAAGGGAAGAGCGAGCGGGCACGCGGGCGCGGCCUCGACAGCCCACGUGCACAGCCACCCGCCGGGCCCGAGCACUCUUCAGAGAGAGGCAGCACGAGAGCGCAACGGACGACACUGAGGAGAAAAGGGGGAGGGGCUGCCUCUUUGCGUGGAGCGCGCCUAGUUAUUAAAGCGGGAAAGCGGGCAAAGGGAAUAAGCUUCCGACCGGAGGAGGAAAAGGCAGGAAAGGGGCUGGGUGACUCUGAAAACCUUCAUUCAAGGAGAGAUAGUUGCUUUUAAGCACAUCUUGGGAACCCAAGAGAAACAUGGAGCAUCUGACAUCAUUCAGCAGCUUCACAGAUGACCCUUUUGAGAAGCCACCAUGCCGAGGGUGCUCCUCGUACCUGGCAGAACCUUACAUAAAGUGUGCAGAGUGUGGGCCUCCUCCCUUCUUGCUAUGCUUGCAGUGCUUCACAAUAGGAUUUGAAUAUAAGAAACACCAGAGUGAUCACACCUAUGAAAUCAUGACAUCCAACUUCCCCAUCCUUGAUCCUACCUGGACAGCUCAAGAAGAAAUGGCUCUCCUAGAAGCUGUGAUGGACUGUGGCUUUGGAAACUGGCAGGAUGCAGCCAAUCAAAUGAACACAAAGACAAAAGAGGAAUGCGAAAAGCAUUACAUGAAACACUUCAUCAACAAUCCCCUCUUUGCAUCCACGUUAUUGAAUCUGAAGCGAGCUGAAGAGAAUCAGCACAGUGAUACAGCGAUUCCAUUUUACUCUGCUGAAGAUCCACCACGACCUACCUUUGAUUCCCUGCUCUCUAGGGAUAUGGCCGGGUACAUGCCAGCAAGGGCAGAUUUCAUUGAGGAGUUUGACAACUACGCUGAAUGGGAUUUAAGGGAUAUUGACUUUGUGGAGGAUGAUUCAGACCUUUUACAUGCUUUGAAGAUUGCAGUUGUAGAUAUCUAUCACUCAAGGUUAAAGGAAAGGCAACGAAGGAAAAAAAUUAUAAGAGACCACGGACUCAUCAAUCUCAGAAAGUUUCAGAUUCUGGAAAGAAGAUACCCAAAAGAGGUUCAGGAUCUUUAUGAGACCAUGAGGCGCUUUGCAAGGAUCCUAGGACCAAUGGACCAUGACAAAUUCAUAGAAAGCCACGCACUGGAGUUUGAGCUACGACGGGAAAUCAAACGGCUACAGGAGUACAGGACAGCAGGAAUCACCAAUUUCUGCAGUGCAAGGACAUACGACCGGCUGAAGGAGACCCGUGAGGAGGAGCGCCUGAAGCGCACGAUGCUUUCUGAAGUCCUCCAGUACAUCCAGGACAGCAGCGCUUGUCAGCAGUGGCUCAGCCGGCAAGCAGAUAUCGAUUCUGGCCUAAGUCCUGCAAUGCCAGUUACGUCAAAUUCAGGCAGAAGGAGCGCACCUCCACUGAACCUCACUGGUCUCCCCGGCACGGAAAAACUUAAUGAGAAAGAAAAAGAGCUCUGCCAGGUAGUUCGAUUAGUCCCUGGAGCCUACUUAGAGUACAAAGCGGCCUUAGUGAACGAGUGCCACAAGCAAGGGGGCCUGAGGCUUGCCCAGGCCCGAGCCCUCAUCAAGAUCGACGUGAACAAAACCAGGAAGAUCUACGACUUCCUGAUCCGAGAAGGAUACAUCAGCAAAGUCUGACGGGGAAAGCAGUGAGCCGUUGCUUCGUCUCCGGCGAGCACUUUCAACUCCCGAGGCCCUUCAGAUUAUAUUAAGUCUUGGAGAAUUGUGACGAGCUCUCUGCGCAAAACGGGCUUCUUUUCCUGUUUUGCUUUUUAACUGUGCUGAGUAACGUUUCUUGGCCUUCUGCUGCUGUGAACUUUUGGAAAGAGCUGUGGGACGUAUACAUCUAUUAUUAAAGUAUGGAGUGGGCCUUUGUUUCUCACACCCCUUGUAACGAUUAAAAAAAGGAUGGAACUGCA